Molecule: messenger RNA, 798 nt
Organism: Parastagonospora nodorum SN15
Lineage: Eukaryota; Fungi; Ascomycota; Dothideomycetes; Pleosporales; Phaeosphaeriaceae
Exons: 1
Coding region: 1-798 (265 amino acids)
Source: RefSeq, a predicted model, not a curated record
AUGCUGGACCUCCAAACCCGCCGCAAAAUCUGCGAAGACACAAUCACGCGCUCCGCCUCAAUCGCCUCAUCAACACCAGGCGGCUCCCUCUCCUCCCACUUCAUCCCUUCUCAACUCCCACCCCUUUCCAAAUCGCAUGCCAACUAUCCAAACCUCACCCUCGCACCCAUCACAGUGCACAACUCGGACACAUUCGCCCUCGCCCGCACGCUCCCACCUGGCAGCAAAACCGCCGUCCUCAACCUCGCAAGCAACUACGAGCCCGGUGGCGGCUGGCGCUACACGCUGUCCGCGACGCAGGAAGAAGCGCUGUGUUAUUCGUCGACGCUGUACGCUACGUUGAAGGCGGAAUGGUAUCCGUGGGCGAACUUGGGGGUGGAGUCGUGUAAGGGCAUUUACUCGCCUGGCGUCGUAGUAUUCAAAGAUACGUUAGAGAACAACUGCGUUUACUUACCUGAGCCGCAUGUACUUGGUGUGAUUACCGUUGCGGCGCCGUGCCAGCCCGCACUCACGCCGGAUGGACAAGGCUUUGCGAAUGAGACAGAUCUGAACGAUUUAAGGGAGAGGAUCUUACUGAUUUUGCGCAUGGCGGCGGAGAAUGGGGCAAGGAGUCUUGUGCUGGGGGCGAUGGGGUGUGGGGCUUAUGGGUGCCCGCCGGAGUUAGUGGCGAGGGAGAUGAAGGGGAUGAUUGAACAGCAGGAAUUUGAGGGGUGGUUCGAGAGGAUUGUGUUUGCAGUUUACGCGGCUGGAAGGGUGGGAAAAGGAAAUUUAGAGGUGUUCAAGGAGGUUUUUCGGUAG